Messenger RNA from Drosophila serrata, 3787 nucleotides. RefSeq names its product phosphofurin acidic cluster sorting protein KrT95D (gene KrT95D). NCBI's taxonomy places the organism in Eukaryota, Metazoa, Arthropoda, Insecta, Diptera, Drosophilidae. Gene Ontology annotation, biological process: protein localization to plasma membrane. The record is from RefSeq and is a predicted model, not a curated record.
ACGAGCACACCAUGAAGAUGGUCGACAAGUCGUCCAAGUUGGUGGAUAAAUUCGCCGUUAUCAGCGGCACCGGGAACACCAGCGGCGCUGGCAGUGGAUCGCUCAACAUGCCUGGCACCGGUGGCGGUGGCAGCGGCAGUGGCGGAGGAGGCGGACUUACCAAUUUUGGCGGAUCCUCCACCACGGCGGGCCUGGGAGGAAUCUCCGGAGCCAAUGGCCAGAAACCGGUGCCAAUGAAGCUAUUCGCCGCCUGGGAGGUAGAUCGAACGCCGCCCAACUGCAUCCCAAGACUCUGCUCGCUGACAAUAACACGGCUGUCCAUUCUAACACCACUACCAGGUGACACCACCUCCCUGUCGCUGGCAGUGAAGAUGCAAAGCUCCAAGCGAACGCUGCGCAGCCAUGAGAUACCCAUCAAUGGCACUGCAUUGACCUCCUCCGCCUCGCUGCAGGGCAAUUCCCCGCUAGUAGCCGGGAUUGGGGGAGGAGCAGGAGCUGGAAUGGGUGGCGGUGGAACACCUGGUAGUGCUGGCACUGGAGGCGGUCUGGGCGUGGCUGUGCCCUUGACGGAAACCGAGCUGGACUUGCACUUCAGUCUGCAGUAUCCGCACUUCAUCAAGAGAGAUGGCAAUAGACUGGUUAUUUUGCUGCAACGCCGCAAGAAAUACAAAUCACGCACCAUUCUGGGCUACAAAACCCUGGCCGAGGGCAUCAUACGCAUGGAUGCAGUGCUCCAGAAGUCAAUGGACAUGAUCAUUGAGCUGACGGCUUCCGGAAAGAACGGCAGACCGGGCACUGUGGUUGCUUGCCUGCGGGCCGAGCGUGUCUCCUCCAUUCCAGUUGACCAUGACAAUAAGAACAACAAUAGCGUCCUGCUGGCAGAUCGCGUUGCUGAGUAUUCCGACGAGGACGAGGAGGCCGAAUUCAGUUCGGGGGAAUUCAACGACGAGGCCAACGAGCUGGGCCUGAUCCGGGAUCCGCGGGAUUACAGCCAUCCGGCCAAACAUGAUAUGCGAAAGUAUCGCAACAAGCUGCAACGCUCCGGUAUCGAGGACUGCGCUCUAGUCGGCCACCAUCCCGGCAGCAUCCAGCACCAUCAUCCCGGCGUGGGCGUUGAUAGCGAUAGCGAGUUCGAGAUGAAGGACAAGAGCUCGUCACGGGCCAAGUUUAGCCGGACCAUCUCACUGCAGCAGCGGAACUUCAAGCAAAAGAUUGUGGCCCUGCUCAAGCGCUUCAAGGUGAGCGAGGAGCUGGAGGGCGAGUCUGGACAUCGCGGCACGGCAGCGUUACGCGGUGAACGGGACUUGGAUGCGCUCUUCCAGGAGCUGGAGUCAUUGUCCUGCUGCGAGGGCGAUGACUCUGGCCCGGACAUGGACAGCAUAUCGGUGGGUUCCACACCCAAGCCAUCGCUGCGUCCGUUCUUCACCAAUUCGAGGAUAAUGCUGCACGACAGCAUCACCGGCAACGGUGGUGACGGUGGCGGUGGAGAUCUCGGACACUUGGCGGGCGGAGGUCCCGGAAUUGGGACAGCAGGCAACUCUGAGCGCCGAUCAUCGGAUAAGAGCGACCAAUUGACCAAUUCAUCUUACAAUCUUGAAAAUAACAAAAACCAAAAAUGCAUUCAUUUAACAAACAAUAACAAUUCGGCAACAACACCAGAUCGCGGCAACGAUAGCUCCGGUAACGAGGGCAAUGCCGGCUAUACGGAUGGACAGAACUCGGAUCCGCAGAACAGUCCACCGCGGGACAAGGAUUACAUGCGACUGCAGCAGAUGCAGAUGCAGCAUCAACAGCAACUGACUCCGGUGAGCUCGGUGGCUGCCAGUUUGGGCAGCGGCAGUGUGGUCACUCCCGCCCAGACGGAGAAGCGAUCUCGGCUGUUCCGGACAUCCAGCAAUACGCCAGGGAUUAUGGGAAGCGGCGGCGGUGGCAACAAUUCCAGUGCUAGCGGGAGUGCCUCCGGUGGCGGCAAACGGAAGCACACAUUGAGUCUGAGUGCAGAGCCAAGAUCCAUGCUGGAGACUUGCCUGUCGCCUACCAACGUUGAGCCACGCAAGCUGCUGCUCGACCAGCUGAGUCGCGUGUUUGCCGGCGAGGACAGCGCCAUACCGGAGGUGGUGACCAUCAUCAGUCCGCCAGAGGCGCUGGGCGGCAGUGUUUUGCUGGCCAAGCUGGUCACGCUCUUUGCCAAUUCCUUUAAGCCGGCCUUCGUGCCCCAGAACACGGCCGAGGUGAAGGCGGUGCUGCAGGCGCUCAUGGCUAAAAUUCAAAAGUAUUGCAAUUCGAAUGCCAAGCCGCCGCACACGGUCAAGGUGCUUCUCAUUGGUGGGGAUUGGCUGCAGGGAGCCACCCUGAGGCAUUACGUGGAGCUGAUGGGAGUGCGGCCACCAGACUGGCUGAAUCAUCUGCGCUUUUAUUUGGUGCCCGUCGGUGGCACCUGCGGCAGUGUGGCGCGACAUCUGAGUCAGAUGGAUCAGGCCUAUGCCGCCAUGUUCGGUUCGGAUAACUGGGCGCAGCUGUGCGAGCGAGCGGCGGCCACAGCAGCGGCGGUAAGUGCGGUAACCACAGUGAAUGCCACGGCCCUGACGGCAAACUUGGCCGAUGCGGCAGGUGUAGCGAAGUCAGACAUCGCUGAAUUGGUACAGCGCAUUCAGCGUUAUUUGCAUGCGGCUGGACCCUGCACCCAAAUACCCAUCGCCGAGGCCAUGGUAAACUACAAGGACGAGGACUCCUGCCAGAUCUUUGUGCCGUUCGUCAGUGAUGUUCGCAUUGGUUAUCUCGACGCACAGGCCUCGCUGGAUCUUGAGGAGAAUGCUGGUGGCUCCAAUGCCGCCGGCAGCGGAUUGGGCUCUGCAUCUGCCUCCAGCACGGCCAUUAUCCCGAUUGGCAGCCAGAGCUCGCCGAAUGUGCAUGGCGUCGUGGUGUCUGGAUCUCCGCCCCAGCAGCAGCAGAGCAUGGGACGCAUCUCGCCGCCGCUGCAGACACCGCCGUCAUCGGCUUCCUCGCAUCGGGAACGCAAUACCAGCGAGUCCCUGAGCACUCCUUCCUCACUGCAGCAGCAAACUUUCAGCGGAGCGCUGGCAGCAGCCGAGGCGGUGGAGCUGCAGGUGGACUACUGGCCGCUGGUGAGGCCGGGAGAGGGACAUGCCAAGGAGUCGAAGAGCGGCACGUCCAAGGGCAGCGAUGCCGGCGGCAAGAAUAGCAUUAAGAGUACGUUUAGGAACCUGCAGGUGUGGCGACUGCCACAGCAUGCACAGCAAUUGGGUGAUAUGUUCAAUGGACUGACUGUUAGUUUCGCCACUAAGGAGAAGAAGCAGAAGCAAAUUAUGCGCUUGGGUAAGAAGAAGGAUAAGGAGCGUGAUCUUGAGAAGGAGCAGUGCGUCGAGGGUGUGGCACGUCUGAUUUGCUCACCCAAGCAAUCGCAUCCAGUGCCACUAAGAGUGUACAUCGAUGGCACCGAGUGGACGGGCGUCAAGUUCUUCCAGGUAUCGUCGCAAUGGCAGACGCAUGUCAAGAACUUCCCCAUUGCGCUCAUCGGCUGCACACCCAUGUCCUGUGCUGAACUAUCCUAGUCAUUUUAAAACCCCCGAGCUCACGCGACGGCAAGGCCCCCGACUCACCCUCCUCCUCCUCACAAAAGGACACAGAUACACAAAGCAGGGGAGCCAAAGCCAGUCACUUGCGCGGCAAUAAAUAUAUAUAUUUAAAACUUAAAAGAAUGAUUAUUUAUAUUUAUAUAAUUAGUAUUUGUAAAUUUUUAGUUAAUAAACCAGAGUCUAGCUUGUAA